AUGAAGAAUAAAAAAACCAUCCAGCAGGUGCAGCAACUAGUCCAGUUGGCCGAACCCCGCCAACUUUAUGUUAGUGCUAGUUUGUUAGCCAAUGGCACCAAAAAAACUUGGAGUUGUAUUAUUGUUAACAAUAACCAGCAGAUAUUAGCCCGUUUUAACAACCAGCAAGUUAUUCGUCCCUUAGAAGCCAAAGCCUAUGCG
Molecule: messenger RNA, 201 nt
Organism: Ambispora gerdemannii
Lineage: Eukaryota; Fungi; Glomeromycota; Glomeromycetes; Archaeosporales; Ambisporaceae
Source: the annotation of a GenBank genome assembly